Molecule: messenger RNA, 3085 nt
Organism: Cynara cardunculus var. scolymus (artichoke)
Lineage: Eukaryota; Viridiplantae; Streptophyta; Magnoliopsida; Asterales; Asteraceae
Product: exocyst complex component SEC3A-like
Exons: 24
Coding region: 187-2865 (892 amino acids)
Biological process (GO): Golgi to plasma membrane transport; exocytosis
Cellular component (GO): exocyst; plasma membrane
Molecular function (GO): phosphatidylinositol-4,5-bisphosphate binding
Source: RefSeq, a predicted model, not a curated record
GUGGUGGUGAUAACAAGUGAUCAGUAAAAGGUGAAAUCUUCAAUCGUUACGCGUACGAAGUAACCAACUGUAGAAUCCUAAUUUGAUUGAAUAUUGCUCCGAGAUCUGUCACUGGUCUUCAUCAUUGGGGAGAGGUGGUAGUAGUAGAACGAAUUGCAUUGGAAGAGGAGAGGUAGGCAGGAAGAAAUGGCGAAAUCGAGCGCCGACGAUCUUGAACUCCGGCGUGCCUGUGAAGUUGCAAUUGAGGCCACCAAGCAGAAGGUUGUAUUGUCGAUCCGGGUUGCCAAAAGCCGUGGUAUUUGGGGCAAAACAGGCAAAAUAGGCAAAGGGCAGAUGGCUAAACCUAGGGUCCUUGCAGUCUCUACAAAAGAAAAAGUCCAACAAACUAAGGCCUUUCUUCAUGUCUUGAAGUAUUCAAAUGGAGGAGUUCUUGAGCCUGCAAAAUUAUACAAGCUGAAGCAUCUUUCAAAGGUGGAAGUUUUAACUAAUGAUCCUAGUGGAUGCACAUUUAUGCUGGGUUUUGAUAAUCUUAGAAGCCAGAGUGUUGCUCCUCCUCAGUGGACCAUGAGAAAUAUUGACGACAGGAACCGUCUCUUGCUCUACAUAUUAAACAUAUGUAAAGACAUAUUGGGCCAUCUACCAAAAGUUGUAGGUAUUGAUGUAGUGGAGAUGGCUCUUUGGGCCAAGGAAAAUACUCCUGCAGUUCCUAAGAAACAAAAUAUUCAAGAUGGCCAUGACAUGGAUGUUGUUGCAGAAAGUGACAUGAAGGUUACAGUUGAAAAAGAACUUGUUUCUCAAGCAGAAGAAGAGGACAUGGAAGCUCUUUUAGGCGUAUACGUUAUGGGUAUUGGCGAAGCAGAAGCCUUUUCUGAAAGGUUAAAACGUGAGCUUCAUGCUUUGGAAGCAGCAAAUGUGCAUGCCAUUCUUGAAAGCGAGCCCUUGGUCGACGAGGUAUUGCAGGGGCUUGAGGCCGCCACAAUCUGUGUUGAUGACAUGGAUGAAUGGCUGGGGAUUUUUAAUGUAAAACUUAGACAUAUGCGAGAGGACAUUGAGUCGAUAGAAACACGCAAUAACCAGCUGGAGAUGCAAUCCGUAAAUAAUAAAGCUUUAAUUGAGGAACUGGAUAAGCUUCUUGAGAGGCUGCGUAUUCCUUCAGAGUAUGCAGCAUGUCUAACAGGAGGCUCCUUCGACGAGGCUCGCAUGCUUCAAAAUAUCGAAGCAUGUGAAUGGUUAACAGGUGCUUUACGUAGCCUUGAAGCACCUAGUUUGGACCCAAGUUAUGCAAGUAUUAGAGCGGUAAGGGAAAAGAGGGCAGAACUUGACAAAUUAAAAACUACUUUUGUUCGGAGAGCCUCUGAGUUUUUGAGAAACUAUUUUGCUAGUUUGGUUGAUUUCAUGAUAAGCGAUAAAAGUUACUUCUCUCAGGACUUAUGCUCGCCUGUUGCAACACUUGAAGGUCAAUUGACAUACAAGCUACAAUUAUCGAUUUUAAUGUUUUUUCUACUUACUAAUAUUAUGUUCAGAAUCUUAUUUACUUGUUAUGUGCAGAGUCUUGAUAAAAAUUGUUUGGGUCCUUUGAGGAAAGCUUAUUGUAGCUCCCUUAAUCUGCUUUUACGGCGUGAGGCUCGUGAAUUUGCUAAUGAGCUUCGAGCUAGUACCAAAGCAUCAAGAAAUCCAACUGUCUGGCUUGAAGGUUCCACUGGUUCCAAUCAAAAUGUAAACAAUGCAGAUACUUCCACAGUUUCAGAAGCUUAUGCCAAGAUGCUCACAAUAUUUAUCCCACUCCUUGUUGAUGAGAGUUCCUUUUUUUCACACUUCAUGUGCUUUGGAGUUUCUGCACUUGCUCCACCUGGAAGUCCUGCCAAUGGCGACAAAUCCAAUGAUGAUGAUUUAGGCAUUAUGGACAUUGAUGAUAAUGACAACAACAAAAGUAUAUCAGAGCUAGGGGCACUAAAUGAGUCGCUUCGUGAUUUGCUCGAUGGGAUUCAAGAGGAUUUUUACGCGGUUGUCGAUUGGGCAUACAAGAUUGAUCCUUUGCGGUGCAUAUCAAUGCAUGGCAUAACAGAACGGUAUAUUUCUGGUCAGAAAGCGGAUGCAGCCGGAUAUGUGCGCCUCUUGCUUGAUGCGCUGGAAGAAAGAAUCACUGCUCAAUUUACCCGUUUUGUAGAUGAAGCUUGCCACCAGAUAGAAAGGAAUGAACGAAAUGUUCGGCAAAUGGGUGUCUUGUCAUACAUUCCCAGAUUUGCGACCCUUGCUACACGCAUGGAACAGUAUAUCCAGGGACAGUCUAGAGAUCUGGUUGAUCAAGCAUACAUUAAGUUUAUUGGUGUGAUGUUUGCAACUCUGGACAAGAUUGCUCAAACAGACCCAAAAUAUGCUGAUAUUAUACUUUUAGAGAACUAUGCUGCAUUCCAAAACAGCCUGUAUGACCUAGCUAAUGUUGUACCCACUUUAGCUAAGUUUUAUCAUCAAGCAAGCGAAUCUUAUGAACAAGCUUGCACACGUCAUAUCAGUGUGAUUAUAUACUACCAAUUUGAGCGACUUUUCCAGUUUGCUCGAAGAAUAGAAGAUUUGAUGUACACCAUCACGCCGGAAGAGAUUCCUUUUCAGCUUGGACUGUCAAAAAUGGAUCUUAGGAAGGUGGUGAAAUCAAGUUUAUCAGGAGUCGACAAGCACAUAGGUGCAAUGUACAAAAAACUGCAGAAGAACUUGACCUCUGAGGAAUUAUUACCUUCGCUAUGGGAUAAAUGCAAGAAAGAAUACUUGGACAAGUAUGACAGCUUUGCUCAACUGGUGGCCAAGAUCUACCCAACCGAGACCAUUCCAUCCGUAACAGAAAUCCGAGACCUUUUAGCCACAAUGUAAUCUAGUUCACAUAUUAUUAUUAUUGUUCCAUUUUGGUUUGGUUUGGUUUGGUUUGGUUGGGUUGGGUGUAAAUUUUUAUGAUUUUUGUUUACUGUUAUCUCAGACAAAUUGUAUUUCAAGUUCCCUAGUUUCAGAUUUCCAUAUCAGAAUUGUACUGGAUUCUACUUGGUUUAGUGAUAUAUUCAUUUAUAUAUGUUGAAUGUGUAUGAUCUUUGUUUUU